This is a messenger RNA of Anopheles bellator, 855 nucleotides long. RefSeq names its product mannosyl-oligosaccharide alpha-1,2-mannosidase IA-like. Lineage: Eukaryota; Metazoa; Arthropoda; Insecta; Diptera; Culicidae. Gene Ontology annotation, cellular component: endoplasmic reticulum; Golgi membrane. The record is from RefSeq and is a predicted model, not a curated record. Gene Ontology annotation, molecular function: mannosyl-oligosaccharide 1,2-alpha-mannosidase activity; calcium ion binding. Gene Ontology annotation, biological process: N-glycan processing; carbohydrate metabolic process. The annotation marks the transcript as partial. The transcript has 3 exons.
AUGAGUAAAAAUUAUGGAUGGGCCAGCGGUGGUAGCAGCAUUCUAUCAGAGUUUGGUACUCUCCAUCUAGAGUUCUCCUACUUGAGCGACAUUACGGGUGAUUCCGUUUACAGAGAAAGAGUACAAACAAUUCGCUCGGUGCUAAAAGAAAUCGAAAAACCCAAAGGACUCUAUCCGAAUUAUCUCAACCCGAAGACGGGGAAAUGGGGCCAGCAGCAUAUGUCGUUGGGUGCGCUCGGCGACAGCUUCUACGAGUACUUGUUGAAGGCAUGGAUCCAGUCUGGUCAUGAAGACGAGGAGGCUCGCGUGAUGUAUGAUGAUGCCAUGCAGGCAAUCAUUCAGCAUAUGCUUCGCACCACGCCGAGUGGAAUGAUGUACGUCUCCGAUAUGAAAUUCGAUCGUCUUGAGCAUAAAAUGGAUCAUCUGGCGUGUUUUGCUGGGGGCUUAUUCGGGCUCGGCAGUAAUUCUCUGAAUAAUCAGUUUUCGGAGCGCUACAUGGAGAUCGGGGAAGGCCUGACUAACACCUGCCACGAGAGCUAUAUUCGCACAUACACUCGGCUCGGUCCAGAAUCAUUCCGUUUUAACGAUGGUGUUGAAGCGAAGGCGCUGAAAGCUCAGGAAAAAUACUUUAUUUUGCGACCGGAAACGUUCGAAAGCUACUUCAUAAUGUGGCGUUUGACGCAUGAUCAGAAGUACCGAGAUUGGGGUUGGGAUGCAGUACAGGCACUCGAGAAGCACUGUCGAACAUCUACCGGCUACACAGGCUUGAAAAACGUGUAUCUUACCGAACCAGUGAAAGAUGAUGUGCAACAAAGUUUCUUCCUCGCCGAGACACUUAAGGUAAGAGCGCAUUGG